GACAGUGAAUUAAAAGAAGAGCCAAAUAAAAUCAAUAGACCGCCGUGAAAAUUCCGCAGUGUAACAUCGCAUCACCUGAAGAAGAGAAAAUAAAUAAAAAUAAAUAACCGAAUGACUUGACAGAAUAUCCGACGAUAUCCGAGUGAGAGUCCGCGUGAAGUUGAAAAAUAAAAUAGAAAAAAAAAAGUCCAACAAAAUAAAUAAAAAAUAAAAUUACAACGAACGGUUACGUAAGUUGACUUCCGGUUGGACGACUCUGUCUUGGUCCGUGUGUUGAGUCCAGUCACGCUCGGGCGAUUCAACUCUGUUCGCAUCGCCAGAGCCAAAGAGGGAAGUCAAAAGCACCAAUACAGAGAGUGAAGAAUCCUUGUUCAACUAUUUCCCAAGGGGUCUUGAAUUGAAGAAAACGUGGAUAUAAGAAAAAAAUCAGGCUUAAGUGAAUAAAAGUGGGGCGUUUGUGUUGUUGCGAGUGGAAUACGGGGGAGAAUUUUAGUGGCACAAUGAGUCCCAAAGUGUUGUUAGGGCUGGUGCUUGUGUUGGUCUUUGACAUUGUUGGUGGUAUGGCGAGCAAUGUUGGACCAGCCGCUGCUACCAGGCAACGACGUGCACCAGUUUACAGCAAUGAAUUUGCUGUUUAUAUACCCGCUGGACCGGAGGCUGCUGCUUCUAUCGCCGAGACACUUGGCUUCGAUAAUAUUGGCCAGGUGAGUUACCAUUACUGCCAUCAAGUGAACGCAGAGUACGUCAAGUCAGACAUGCAUGACAAAUCCUGUUAACUCGAAAAAUUUUGAUGGCAACGACAUUCAUGAGUUUAAUCCAGCACAUUUUAGUUCCACGGAUUAAUUAUAAAAGCGGAUGUAAGACUGAUGAAUAUUGCAACGUCUCAUAGAAAUUUGGAUACGUUAAGCAGUCCUCUGGCAACAUCAAAGUCUGAAACGACAAAGCUGGAUGUCUCUGCUAAAUGCUUUGCUCCGAUAUCUCCUUAACUCAUGUACGGAGAAAUUCAGUUUAAUUAGAACUGCGGAAAGAUGAGACAGAGAUUCGAAUAAAUUCGAUUCGUUCUAUGUUCCCGAAAGAGAUGCAGAUGAUCUGACUCGAAAAGAUUGUGCAUAAAAGCCAAUCUUAAAAAUCGAAAGUUUGAAGUUCAAAAAAAAGUCAAUAAUUAGCGCGACAAAAAUAUAACAAUUGAAGUAAUAGUAGUAUACAUCAUUGAAUGAGCUGGAAAUUCCAAAUUGGCAGUGCUUCAACCAUUUUUCUUAUAAUCAUUUGCUAGCUUAUUAAACAGUUGAACAAAUGAUUUUACGGAACCGAGUAACUCGUGAAAGGCAUUCAAAUAAAAGCAUGUUCAUUAUUACCGCCAUUUUCCCUACAUAUACCUACAGUAUAUAAGAAUCGCAUAUUUAAACUUAUCAGACAAUAUUUAUCUACACUAACACCCGGAAUUCGAAAUCUAAAUUUGGAUGAAUUCAGCUUCCGUCCGUAAGUAAUAAAAAAUUAAAUCUGACGAGCAGUACAAUAUUCAAAGAUUCUAAUAAAUCC
Messenger RNA from Fopius arisanus, 1539 nucleotides. RefSeq lists its product as uncharacterized. NCBI's taxonomy places the organism in Eukaryota, Metazoa, Arthropoda, Insecta, Hymenoptera, Braconidae. The record is from RefSeq and is a predicted model, not a curated record. The transcript is spliced from 4 exons. The coding region runs from base 501 to 776 and encodes 91 amino acids.